ACACCCAUACACCGCCCCCAUUCAUCCAGCAUUCAUCCAGCAUUCAUCCCCUACAGCAGGCAAUUGGGAUGUCCGAGGACAAGACGAUACCACAACAACGACCACCAGCACAAGACCAAACCCAAAUCCUCGCAGCAGUCGACGGCCAACUCCGCCAAACAAUCGAGAUCAUCCUCGAAACCGGCAUCGCCCUCAAUGACUUCGAAGGCGGUCCUCAUAAUCACAUAUACCAGAAAUUGAAUUCGAUUGUUGAGGAGUAUAAGGAGUUGGAUCGAUUAGCGGAGAAUGUCACGGUUACUGUACCGAGACAAGUCAUCGAAUAUGUUGACGAAGGACGAAAUCCAGACCUCUAUACCCGCCAACACGCAGAUGAAGCACUCAAGAAGAACCAAUACAUGAAAGGAAAGCUAGACACGAUGAAGAGUUUUAGGGAUGUUCUUGCGGAGGAGAUUAAGGGGGCGUAUCCGGAGUUAAGUGGAGAUGUGGAUAAGAUUGUGAGUAAGGGGACGGCGAGGGAGGUGGCAGUGAAGCCUGAAUGGACCUGAAAUGACAAGAGGAGACAACAUGCCACAACGACGAGUAUGAGAAGCGAA
Saitoella complicata NRRL Y-17804 is the source of this 593-nucleotide messenger RNA. RefSeq lists its product as uncharacterized. NCBI's taxonomy places the organism in Eukaryota, Fungi, Ascomycota, Saitoellomycetes, Saitoellales, Saitoellaceae. The transcript has 4 exons. Gene Ontology annotation, cellular component: mediator complex; chromatin. Gene Ontology annotation, biological process: positive regulation of transcription by RNA polymerase II. Gene Ontology annotation, molecular function: transcription coregulator activity. The record is from RefSeq and is a predicted model, not a curated record. Bases 69 to 545 code for a protein of 158 amino acids.